Molecule: messenger RNA, 1783 nt
Organism: Jaculus jaculus (lesser Egyptian jerboa)
Lineage: Eukaryota; Metazoa; Chordata; Mammalia; Rodentia; Dipodidae
Gene: Jund
Product: JunD proto-oncogene, AP-1 transcription factor subunit
Exons: 1
Coding region: 111-1145 (344 amino acids)
Biological process (GO): regulation of cell cycle; regulation of cell population proliferation; regulation of transcription by RNA polymerase II
Cellular component (GO): transcription regulator complex
Molecular function (GO): DNA-binding transcription factor activity, RNA polymerase II-specific; transcription factor binding; RNA polymerase II cis-regulatory region sequence-specific DNA binding
Source: RefSeq, a predicted model, not a curated record
CGCGCGCGCAGGGGGCCUGAGCGUAUUGGGGGGGCGGCGCGGGGACCUCCCCUGGGAGGUCGCGGCCACUCCCCCGCGCCCCGGGCCGAGCACGGCGGGGGAGGCGGAGGAUGGAAACACCCUUCUACGGCGAUGAGGCGCUGAGCGGCCUGGGCGGUGUUGGCGGUGCCAGCGGUGGUAGCUUCGCGUCGCCGGGUCGCCUGUUCUCCGGGGCGCCGCCGACGGCGGCGACGGGCAGCAUGAUGAAGAAGGACGCGCUGACGCUGAGUUUGAGCGAGCAGGUGGCGGCGGCGCUGAAGCCCACGACGGCGCCCCCUCCGGCCCCACUGCGCACGGACGGCGCCCCGGGUGCGGCGCCCUCCGACGGGCUUCUGGCGUCGCCGGACCUGGGGCUGCUGAAGCUGGCGUCUCCGGAGCUGGAGCGCCUCAUCAUCCAGUCCAACGGGCUGGUCACCACCACGCCGACCAGCACGCAGUUCCUCUACCCCAAGGUGGCGGCCAGCGAGGAGCAGGAGUUCGCCGAGGGCUUCGUCAAGGCCCUGGAGGACUUGCACAAGCAGAAUCAGCUGGGCGCGGGGGCCGGCGUGGCCGCGGCGGCCACUGGGGGACCCUCGGCCUCGGCGCCGUCCGCUCCGGGAGAGCUGCCCGCGGCCGCCGGGGCACCCGAAGCUCCCGUCUACGCCAACCUGAGCAGCUACGCGGGCGGCACCGGGACGCCAGGGGGCGCGGCGACCGUCGCCUUCGCCAGCGAGCCCGUGCCUUUCCCGCCGCCGCCGCCCCCGGGGGCACUGGGACCGCCGCCGCGCUUGGCCGCGCUCAAGGACGAGCCCCAGACGGUGCCCGACGUGCCGAGCUUCGGCGACAGCCCGCCACUGUCGCCCAUCGACAUGGACACACAAGAGCGCAUCAAGGCGGAGCGCAAGCGGCUGCGCAAUCGCAUCGCCGCCUCCAAGUGCCGGAAACGCAAGCUGGAGCGCAUCUCGCGCCUGGAGGAAAAGGUGAAGACGCUCAAGAGUCAGAACACCGAGCUGGCGUCCACGGCCAGCCUGCUGCGCGAGCAGGUGGCGCAGCUCAAGCAGAAAGUGCUCAGCCACGUCAACAGCGGCUGCCAGCUGCUGCCCCAGCACCAGGUCCCCGCGUACUGAGCCCGAGUGCGGCGCAUGCGCGAAGCCCUCUCCGCGCGAGGGGCGGGGAGGGAGGUUGGCGGGUGGGGGCGCCCGGACUCGGAGGGAGACAGGGGUGCGGCCCACCCGGAGGGCCCCCAGGACUUGGAGGGGGGCGCCCUGGACUCGACAAGCUGGACCCCCGUGCUCCUGGGGGGACCCGAGCGCACGAACCCCGUCCUCGCGCCGCCUCCGCCCCCGCGCGUGUUGCACAAGCCCGUGCCCCGGCAGCCUCUUUGUGCUCCGAGGGGCGCAGCCUCACGCCCUGCCUUUCUCCUUUGCCUUUUUUUUUUUUUUUUCCGUUUGUUUGAUUUUGGACUUUGGAAGAGAGAAAAACAGAAUGUCCGAUUUCACCCUAUUUAUGUUUCUACUCGGGAACAAACGUUGGUUGUGUGUUGCGUGCGUGUUUCCUAGUGUUGGUUUUUUUUUUUUUUUUUAAGAAAUAGGAAGAAGAAAAGACUCCUCCUUUCCCUCGUUCUCGCCCCCCUCAUCCCGGCAUCUUCCUUCCUCCUGCCCUUUUUGUUCUGCUGGUUUUGUUUUGUUUUGCUAUGAGUCCACAUUCCUGUUCCUAAUCCUUGGUUCGCCCGGUUUUGUGUUUUCAGUAAAAUCUCGUUACGCCA